Messenger RNA from Vidua chalybeata, 4510 nucleotides. RefSeq names its product carboxypeptidase E (gene CPE). Lineage: Eukaryota; Metazoa; Chordata; Aves; Passeriformes; Viduidae. Gene Ontology annotation, biological process: proteolysis. The record is from RefSeq and is a predicted model, not a curated record. Gene Ontology annotation, molecular function: zinc ion binding; metallocarboxypeptidase activity.
AGUACUGUCAGCAUCAGAAAAUAGUCUUGCUUUAUCCUCUCCUUUCUAUAAUGUAGCAAAGACGCCUUAUAAACGAGGAGCAAAGCGACCCUGCAGAUGACGGUUUAUGGUUUUCCCUAUCAAUCAAAUGCAUUUGUGUUGCCUUGCAAUAGCACUGAAUCAUUCAUGGAGCACUCUGUUACUUUACAUUUGUGGCAGUGGGUUAACCCGUUGGGACCGCAUAAACUGAUGAGGCGGUGCGGAAAACGCGAACCCGGCUUCUCGCAGCCUUUAUCGCAGCUGGUUGAUUACAACAGCUUGAGCGGCUUUCGCCCGCAUCGCGCGGCCGCGGCGCCCGCCCUCCGCGGGAGCGCUCGGGACGCGGAUCGGGGCGGAGCGGCCGGUCCCGCCCCGCUCUCCCGCCGCCCCCCGGCUCCCUCCCGCUCCCUGCUUCCCUCCCUCCCUCGCUGGGUGCCGCCGGCGCUGGCGGAGCAGCAGGCGGGCGGGAUGGCGGCGCGGGUGCGGGUGUUGCUGCUGGCGCUGUGCACGGUGCUCGCUGCCUGCCGGGCCGCGGCAGAGCCGGCGGCGGGGGCAGCCAGCCGGCGGCGGCGGCUGAGCGCCGAGGAGGGCAUCUCCUUCGAGUACCACCGCUACGCCGAGCUGCGGGAGGCGCUGGUGGCCGUGUGGCUGCAGUGCCCCGCCAUCAGCAGGAUCUACACGGUGGGGCGCAGCGCCGAGGGCCGGGAGCUCCUUGUCAUCGAGAUCUCGGACCGUCCCGGCGAGCACGAGCCCGGAGAGCCAGAAUUUAAAUAUGUUGGGAAUAUGCAUGGGAAUGAAGCUGUUGGAAGAGAGUUACUCAUCUUCUUGGCGCAGUACUUGUGUAAUGAAUACCAGAAAGGAAAUGAUACUAUUAUCAACUUGAUCCAUAGCACACGUAUCCAUAUCAUGCCAUCUUUGAACCCAGAUGGCUUUGAGAAGGCAGCAUCCCAGCCUGGUGAACUUAAAGACUGGUUUGUUGGUCGGAGCAAUGCCCAAGGGAUAGAUCUAAACCGAAAUUUUCCCGAUCUUGAUAGAAUAGUUUACGUUAAUGAGAAAGAAGGUGGCCCAAACAACCAUCUUCUGAAGAACAUGAAAAAAGCUGUGGACCAGAAUCCCAAGCUUGCUCCUGAAACGAAAGGUGUCAUUCACUGGAUUAUGGAUAUUCCCUUUGUGCUCUCUGCCAAUCUUCAUGGAGGAGACCUUGUUGCAAACUACCCUUAUGAUGAGACUCGGACUGGCAGUGCUCAUGAGUACAGCUCCUGCCCUGAUGAUGCUAUUUUUCAAAGCCUGGCUCGCAGUUAUUCUUCUUUUAACCCUGCUAUGUCUGAUCCGAACAGACCACCGUGUCGUAAAAAUGAUGAUGACAGCAGCUUUGUGGAUGGAACAACUAAUGGUGGUGCAUGGUACAGUGUCCCAGGAGGAAUGCAGGAUUUCAAUUACCUCAGCAGCAAUUGCUUUGAAAUCACAGUGGAGCUUAGCUGUGAAAAAUUCCCACCUGAAGAAACUCUGAAGGGCUAUUGGGAGGACAACAAGAACUCUCUUAUAAAUUACAUUGAGCAGAUUCAUCGAGGAGUGAAGGGGUUUGUAAAAGAUCUUCAGGGCAAUCCCAUAGCAAAUGCUACAAUUUCUGUGGAGGGGAUAAGCCAUGAUGUUACAUCAGCCAAGGAUGGUGAUUACUGGAGAUUGCUUGUGCCUGGAAAUUACAAAGUUACGGCCUCAGCACCAGGCUAUCUAGCAAUAACUAAAAAAGUGGCUGUGCCCUUCAGCCCUGCUGUUGUGGUUGAUUUUGAACUGGAGUCAUUGUCUGAAAGAAAAGAAGAGGAAAAAGAAGAGUUGAUGGAAUGGUGGAAGAUGAUGUCAGAGACACUAAAUUUUUAAAUAAGGAUUUUAGCUUUACAGCUUUUAAUCUAUUAUAUGUUGACUUAGUUUAAUGUACUGUGGAAACUCCCUAUAUUCUAGAUUUUGUGCACUUCACAAUAAUUAACUUUGAAUUUUUCAGUCAUCUUUUGAUUAAUAUGAUUACAAAUAACUACUAGCCUCCUAGGUAGAUAAUUAAGUUAUUAAUUUUCUUUCAUAUUGUUAUAGAAAAUUUACUCUUCUAUAAAAAUCAGAAAAAAUGAAUGAAUAUGCAGCCUAUAUGACAGUAAAAUCUGUUGUGUAUUAUUUGCAAGUUCAGAAUAUGUAGGUUAACACUUGAUUUUAAAAAAGAAAUAUGCUGUAGUCGAUUACUGAUAUUGCCAGAAAUAUUUGACAGUGCAUAGUAGUAGACAGUGUUCUUUACUGAGUUCUAUAAUGGAUGUUAUUGAAAAGAUUUAUAAUAACAGUGUGUGGUGAAAUAAUGUUUUACAAGGAUUAAAAUUCAGUAUAACACUUUGUAUGUCUCUGGUGUUGGAGCUAUUUAAAUAUGUAAGAAACACAAACUGACUUCAUUUUAGUAAGAUGAAAGAAUCUGCGUAAACUCUUUAAUAAAAGAUGGCAUAGAAUGAAUUCAGGAAAAAGCAGAGCUUUAUUCCUUAAACAGGUGAUAAUGUUUGAAGAUCAAGUUUUAAUUAUUUCUCAUUACUUGUUAAACAAAUUAGAAAUUCUGAGUGGAAGAAGAAGAGCUAGUGCAUCUCAUAUGCUGCUUGUGUUUGUUUUACGGCAAGAAAAGAAAUCAUUUCAGGUGAAGUCUGUUUUAAUUAAAUAAUUACCUUUUCAACAAUCUUUACUUGUAUCAGUGAUGUCUAGAUAAUCAGCUAAAAGUUUGUCUUUUCACUGAAGGCUAUCAAAAUAUUACAGUUUAGACAAUGAACUGGAAAUCUACUGAGAUUGUAUUUUUAGUGUUGCAAGUCAAGAAUGGAUUUGUUUCAAACUCUGUUUCUGCUGCUGGCUAGUGUUAUCUAAAACUAGAAACAAGACAGAUAAGUGAAACUUUUUUCAGCGUGGUGAAAUUUUCAGAAAAUUGUUGAAUGUGAUACAAAAGCAACUUUGAUUUAAAACAAUUCCUUUUGGUCCCUUUUUGGUUUUUUAUACUUUAAUUAGCAUGCUAUAGUAUUUUGGCCAAGAUGAGUGAAAUUUGCAGAGCCAGAGAAUACACAUGGACCAUAGUAGGUGCAGGUUUUGUGUAAUUCUUCGGAAGUGACUCCUGGUAUGCUACUUGAGAUAAGCUAAGCAUUUCAUCUGUUUGAAAGCUUACAUAUAUUGCUAGUCUAUUUUAAUUCAAGAUCAGAUAUUUGAUAUAGAUUUCCUUCCUCUGUUUUUUUAAUACCAGUCUCUGUGUUUCGGUUAGCGUAUUAUUUUAGCUGAUGCUCGUUCGGAACCAAUCAAGAGUGGACUAUCACACUCCUGCUGUAAGUGAAAAAUCACAUAUUCAGGGGUAGGAUCCAAAUUUACCUCCUUUGGGUAUUUAAAAAUUUACUGCAAAUACUGUUUUCUGAGAAUUUAAAAUUCUUUAAUAAAAAUAGCACUUGAUCCUUUUAAGGAACAGGCUUAAGGUUUGACAUACAAUGGUAAACUGAACAGCAAUAAAAAGCAUAAACUUUCUCUCUUUGAUGAAGAAUCUGUGAUGUAACCUGCAGCUCAUGAGGUUGUAGAUGUUUGACUCCAAAUUUCAGAGGAAAUUUACUUAAUAUAAGUCAUUGUAUAGUGAUGAGCUUUGAAUCUCCACUGCAAUGAAAAACCCCAGUGGCAAAUAAAGAAUCUUAUCUGAAUGUGUCUUAAUCACACCUUGUGGCUAGCUGUGCACAAGAGCAUGCAUAAAGGAUGCCUGGUUACACCAAAUUGGGUGUCUAUGACAAUUUGAAAGGCCAAGAUGUGGCACAGAACACAUUCUGUGUCUGUGAGUAAUGAUCUUGUUUUUAAUUGAACCAGGUAAAGUUGAAGUAAAUGGUAUAAAAAUGAAGUAUAACAAGAUGUUGCUGUCAUAUGGGCAAAUGGCUACAGGAGUGUAAACUAAUGUAAUAAGGCAAGUGUAUAUUUGUACAGAACACCCUGGUCUGCCUCUUCCAAACCUAAGAAUUUCAAUCCAAAUGACACUUCUUCAUGGUACGAUGCCUGUCAUGCAUCCAGUCUUCUUGUGGCAUAGUUAAUGCAGACGUUACAUCAAAGUGAUCUCAUAACAGGUUUCUAAUCCACACCUGUGUGAUGUGUGUGAGAUCCUCUGGUCUACUGUUUCAUGCAUUUGCAAUUAAAUGUGGUGUCCCUUAAGUGAUCUGUUUGUUGUGCUCUAGAUGACUGCUUGCUAUUACUGUGUUAAGAAAAGGUUAAAGUGAUUAAAUGUUACAGCACCAGAACCACUGCCACUGUUCUUGCUCUAGGUAAACAUCCUUAAGAACAGCAUAGCCAGGACUCUCGAUAAAUUAACUCAUUAUGUAGCUUGCUGAGCUGAGCUGUGUUGUAGGACUGUGUAUGUUUAAUGGAAGAUUAAAGUGUUAUGUGAUGCUGAGCUUUUGGUUAAAAAGGCACAUGCUGUACUAUUGUACAAUAAAUCUACAGUUUUAUUUAAAAUGUAAAA